CCCCCUUCCCUCGUCCCUCCUCCGGGGAGUGUGGCAGACGGGGGUGGGGUUUCGCCUGCCCGCUCCUCGCCCGGGAGCCGCCGUCGGCGGGGUGAUGUAGCCUGUGUGGGAGGGAAUACCCCCGGCUCCAGCAUGAAGGCUCCUGUAAAAGAUGUGUGAGCAGGCAGCGCGCUACUGCCGGGAGAGCGUCCACAAGCUCCUCCGCAAACAGCAGCCGCAGAUCGGGGGGCUGGACGGGCUGCUCCGCUGGAUAGUCACCAAGAUGAGCGACAAGAGCAUCCUGCCCGACCGGGAGCUCCUGCAGGAAGGCCAGGCGGCCGCCGGGCAGGACGGCUGCUUCCCCGAGCAGCGGAAAGGCGCUUCCGUGAUCCUGGAUAUCUUCAGACGAGCUGACAAAAAUGAUGAUGGGAAAUUGUCCUUGGAGGAAUUCCAGGCUUUCUUCUCCGAUGGAACUCUUAACGAGGAAGAACUUGAAAAGCUUUUCCAUACCAUUGAUUCAGACAACACCAACAACGUGGAUACGAAGGAACUAUGUGAUUAUUUUACCGACCACAUGGGAGAUUAUGAAGAUGUUCUGGCUUCCCUGGAGACCCUCAACCUCUCCAUUCUGAAGGCCAUGGAUUACACCAAACGGGUGUAUGAAAGAGGAACCAAUGUGGACCAGUUUGUGACCCGUUUCCUGCUGAAGGAGACAGCCAAUCAGAUUCAGUCCUUGCUCAGCUCGGUGGAAAGUGCCGUUGAUGCUAUUGAUGAGCAAACCAGUCAGAUAAGACAGUUCCACAGUAAAUCUGGCCACGGUGUCAUGGACACCUGGUACGACAACCCUGUGCCUAAUUAUCCCCCCAACAACAGAAUUGUAACCAAAGAACGCAGGAAAAGCUUCCAGACUGCCUCUUCAGACACCAAGGAGGAAGGCCUGGAAGCUCAGAUCAACAGGUUAGCAGAGUUGAUUGGCAGGCUGGAAAACAAGACUCUUUGGUUUGACCUGCAUCAGCGACUGUCAGACAGUGAAAACACAGCUUGCACAUAUCUUCUUUUGGUACGAACUGAGAUGACAGUUUCCCAGAAGCAUCUGGGGGAGUUUUGUGGCUCCCUUAAGCAGUACUUGAAGACUGUGGCAGGAGAACGGGACUGCUUUCAUGUAACUGCAGUCAGGCUUCCUGAUGGGGUCACUUUCAUUGUCUACGAGUUCUGGGAGUCAGAGGAUGACUGGAAGAGGCAUCUCCAGAGUCCUGCUUGCAAAAGCUUCCAGCAUGUGAAAGUGGAUACGCUCACCCAGCCGGAAGCAGUGUCCAGUGUGUCAGUGCCAGCUGCUUGGUGCACCCUCAACCAAGACUGAUCAGGGAAGGCUGGCAUUGUUCCCUCUUCACCAGGCACUCUUGGAAGUUUCCGCUGUUUUGCAGAGAACAAAACUCCUGUCUUUUCUAACGACUUUGUUAAGAGGUGUUGUCUUUCUCCCCUCCCCCCCUCCCCAAAACAUUUCUACCUGGAACUGUUAUUUACUUGCUUGCUAUCUGAAGUGAAGGAAAAACAAAACAAGCCAAAACCAAAAGCCUAACUUCUGACCCUGCCAGGCACACAUUUCCCCUUCGGAGCUCAAAGUUCUCUGCCAUUGAUUGCAGCCACCACCACUCUGCAAGGUACUGCUAUCAGCAGUAUACAACUGCUGUUAAAGGAUGUUGAUAAAUUGAAAGUUUCUCCUGUAUGCCACUUUCAUGCAUGGGCUGUGUUUUCAAACUAAUGCCCCGUUCAGUAAAUUGAACAGAAGGAAGCUGCUCUAGAAAAGCAGAGAGUAUGGGGGGGGGGGGAAAUUGCCAAAAGGGAAGAGGAUGCCCAUCGCUUCCCUUAUUAACUGUUUACUUCCUGUGACCCUGACCGCCUGGUAGUUUCCCCCCUUAAGCCAGGCACAUUAUUAUUCCUGAAGCCAAACGGGGGGAAAGGGGUGUGGGGAGAGUUCAGCAACUCCUGCAGAAAUUACCCCACAUGCACCUUACUGCUAGUUCUGCACUUGGCAUGUGGGGAGGCAGAAAUCAACCGGAGGUGAGAAAAAUGGCCAUUUCUGCAAAGGGAUUCUCUCUGCCUCCCAGUACCACAGAUCCAACACACCAGAUUGUUCCCCACUAGCACACAGGCAGCAAACUAGUGACAAUAGCAUUUGUGGGGCCUUUGCACAAAGAAAUGAAAUAUCUUUUCCUCCAUGAAAAAUCCAGAGGUUUGGGUUUUUUACCAUGGGAAGAUGCCUCAGACUGAGUCAGGCGUCAGCCUAGCUCAGCAUUGCUUACACUGGCUGGCAGCAGCUUUCUGGGGUUUCAGGCAAGAUUCAUCCCCAGAAUUAUGUGGAAGGGAUGGGGUUCCUUCUGCAUGCCAAGCAGGUGUUCUACCACUGAGCUUCAGUUCUCCACACAAAUACUUAGUCAUAUCACUAACCCAAACACUAAAAUAGUCCAAAUAUGACAGCAAUACCACUUCUGGAAAAAAGACAAACUGAAACCUACAGAUUCUCUGAUAAGGAAAAAAAUAACCUCAGAAAAAAACUGCCUUGCACAUAAAUGUCCUUACCGACAGGGUUUCUGGAUGGCAAAGGGAAAAUGUUCUGGCAUUUUCUCAGAAGAUCCAGCUGGGCUGAUGGAGCUGUAGUUCAGGACACCUGGAGGGUACCAGAUUGGGGAAGGCGGGUCUCUAUAUAGCAUAAGUAGCAUCUGUUUUAUAGCACUAAUAGCCAUCAUGGCUUCCCACAGAAUUUUGGGAACCAUAGUGUGGUGGUGGUGCCAAGAUUUAUUCUGCCAGAUGUUCUUGGCAUAAGCCCACCCAAGACAAGCUAGCAUAUCCAGGGUGCAAGGAAAUGAUUGAAAUACAUAUGGAAGACCCAUAAAGUUCCCUUUCAUUUCAGAUUUUUCCCUAUCCCCAUCCUUUUGGUUUUCCCUCUGUUGCCUUCACUUUAAUGCCAGUGCAUGAAUAAUAAAAAAGCCUCAAUGUACUUAGAUUUAUUUUUAUUUUUAGCUGUAAGUAGCAGCACCGAGUUACUUCACUAACUUAAACAUACUUCUUUUCUUUUUUCAAAGAACCAUUUCUAACUGGGAUUGAAGCAGGCAAAAUUUAAAUAAAUAAUAAAAUCUUCAGGAAGCAAGCUUACCUAUCUUCACUUUUGACUAUAACCUUUGAUAGUUUACAUGUACCGUUUUAGAAAUAAGAUUAUUAUAUAGCUCUAAAGUGUAGCACACUGCAGGAUGUCAGUAUUAGCCAACAUAUAAGCAAUUUUACUAUUAUAUACAUCUAUUAUGCGCUAUUGUAUAUGACUUAAGUGCAGAUAACCAAAUAAAAUUUAAGAGAUAAAAAAUUGCA
This is a messenger RNA of Podarcis muralis (Common wall lizard), 3342 nucleotides long. RefSeq names its product N-terminal EF-hand calcium binding protein 2 (gene NECAB2). The record is from RefSeq and is a predicted model, not a curated record. Gene Ontology annotation, molecular function: calcium ion binding. Gene Ontology annotation, biological process: regulation of amyloid precursor protein biosynthetic process. Gene Ontology annotation, cellular component: cytoplasm. Lineage: Eukaryota; Metazoa; Chordata; Lepidosauria; Squamata; Lacertidae.